Molecule: messenger RNA, 879 nt
Organism: Gilbertella persicaria
Lineage: Eukaryota; Fungi; Mucoromycota; Mucoromycetes; Mucorales; Choanephoraceae
Product: nucleotide-sugar transporter
Exons: 1
Coding region: 1-879 (292 amino acids)
Biological process (GO): pyrimidine nucleotide-sugar transmembrane transport
Cellular component (GO): Golgi membrane
Molecular function (GO): UDP-galactose transmembrane transporter activity
Source: RefSeq, a predicted model, not a curated record
AUGUAUAUUGCUUCCACAGCUGUAUUUUUAGCAGAAGUGUUAAAGAUUGUCGCCUGUUUAGCAGUGAUGCGUUAUCAACAAGGUACCUGGGAUAGAUUUAGUCAUAUGGUCAAGCGAGACAUUCUCGGUAAACCAGCAGAAGCACUCAAGAUGUUGAUUCCCUCUGGUUUAUAUGCACUUCAAAACAAUUUGUUGUAUGUUGCCCUUAGUAAUUUGGAAGCAGCUUCUUUUCAGGUCACCUAUCAGAUGAAGAUCAUGUCUACAGCUGUCUUUAGUGUAGUCUUGUUGGGCAAAAGUCUUAGUCGGGACAAAUGGUUGGCUUUGUUACUGCUAAUGAUUGGUGUGACAUUGGUCCAAUCUCAAAGCAUGUCAAAUACCAAAACAGACGAUAUCAUUUUGGCACCUCAGAAUCCUCUGAUUGGAUUCUUGGCAGUUAUCACCAGCUGUGUGUCUUCAGGAUUUGCAGGCUGUUAUUUUGAAAAGAUCCUCAAAACAUCAGAAACAUCCAUGUGGGUACGUAAUAUUCAGUUGGGUAUUUCAGGCUCAUUUUUCUCGCUAUUGGGCAUGUUGGUUUAUGAUAUUCAUCCUAUCAUGGAAGGAGGAUUACUGCAAGGAUAUGAUUGGUUGACUUGGGUUGUUGUUGCCAACCAAGCACUGGGUGGACUAUUAGUGGCCAUUGUAGUCAAAUAUGCAGACAAUAUUCUCAAGGGAUUUGCAACGAGUCUUUCUAUCAUUGUAUCUGGUGUGAUUAGCAUCUAUUUGUUUCAUUUCCAACCUUCUGGUGUGUUUAUUGUGGGUGCUUUUAUUGUCAUGCUUUCUUCUUAUCUGUAUGGCAUUGAUCUGUCAAAAAGAUUUGGGGCGCGUAUCAAGCCACUUUAG